This is a messenger RNA of Struthio camelus australis, 4218 nucleotides long. Lineage: Eukaryota; Metazoa; Chordata; Aves; Struthioniformes; Struthionidae. The record is from RefSeq and is a predicted model, not a curated record.
AUGUCCCUGGGCACAGAGGAGAUUGUGUUUUGCUGUGUUUCUUUUCCUUCAGUGGACUAUAUUGUGGAAUAUGACUACGAUGCCGUACAUGACGAUGAGUUAACGAUUCGAGUUGGGGAAGUCAUCAGGAAUGUGAAAAAACUAGAAGAAGAAGGAUGGUUAGAAGGGGAGCUAAAAGGCAAAAGGGGCAUGUUCCCUGACAAUUUUGUGAAGGAAGUGAAGAAGGAUGUAGAACCCAAGGAUGACGUCCUACCAGUCAGGAGGGAGAAAUCUGGCAACGUAGCAAGUCUUGUGCAGCGUAUGAGCACCUAUGGGCUUCCAGCAGGAGGAUUUCAGCCUCAUCCCCAGUCCAAAAACUUCAAGAAGAGGUCCAAGAAGCGGCAGUGUAAAGUGCUGUUUGAAUACAUUCCGCGGAAUGAGGAUGAACUGGAACUCAAACUGGGGGAUGUUAUUGACAUCAGUGAAGAGGUAGAAGAAGGCUGGUGGAGUGGAACACUAAAUGGCAAGUCAGGAUUGUUUCCUUCAAACUUUGUGAAAGAAUUGGAAUUGAUGGAUGAUGGAGAAACACAGGAUACUCUGGAUGACACAGAGUCUGUUUUCAGCGGUCCUACCUCACCUGUGGCCUCUCCGGGAAAUGGAAGCGAACCUGGAUCUGGACCAAUUGCACAGCCAAAGAAAAUCCGAGGUGUUGGGUUUGGAGAUAUCUUUAAAGAAGGCUCAGUGAAACUUAAGACAAGAUUGUCCAGUAAUGAAUCAGAAGAUAAAAAGCAAGAUAAGCCACCAUCUAAUCAUCCACCUGGAACAAAACUAAUGCAUUUUCCUAGUAUCACAAAAGUGGAGAACUCAUCAGAAUCAACAAAAUCAGAACCUGAAAGUAAGCCAAAAGCCAAGGAAUAUUGCAGGACAAUAUUUGCCUAUGAUGGCUCAAAUGAUGAACUCAGUUUUAAAGAAGGAGAGAUUAUUCAAAUAAUCAGUAAGGAUGGAGAGCCAGGCUGGUGGAAAGGAGAACUUAAUGGCAAAGAAGGAGUCUUCCCAGAUAAUCUUGCUGUUCAAAUCCAAGAAUCUGAUAAAGACUUCCCUAAGCCAAAGAAACCUCCACCUCCGGUUAAAAGUCCAGCUCCAAAGCCUGAAUUGCCAACUGGAGAGAAGAAACUCCUUUCUUUGAGGUCUGAAGAAAAAGAUGAAAAAGGAGCCUUGGACCAGAAGCCUUCUAAGCCAGUUGCUCCUCAAGUACCACCCAAGAAGCCUAGUCUUCCAAGCAAGACUAAUAACUUACUGAGAACAGGGCUUCUGCACCCAAAACGACCAGAGAAACCUGCUUUGCCAUCAUCUGUAUCCAAAUCUAAUGGAGAAGUUGUUUCUCUUCGACCAAAAUCUGAAAUUGAGCCAGUAGCAAAACCAAAGUUAGACUCUGAACAAUUACCGGUUAGACCAAAGUCAGUAGAGGUAGAUUCGCUUGUGGUAAAGAGCCCUAAAGAAUCAGAUCUAUUAAGUUUUGAUGACUUAAUAGCUACCUCAGAUAAUCUAUCACACCCUACUGCAAGCAGACCCAAGAUGCCUGGCAGGAGGUUGCCUACACGUUUCAAUGGCAGUAAUUCUCAGCCGAGUCAAAAUGCGAGUCCAGAGAAAACGUUGAAGGUGCAGAAAGAAGAAGAAGAAAGUGCCAAACCAAAGCCAUUUGAAACGAGAAAGCCAUCUGCAUUCACUCCACCACUUCCAUCUUCAUCUCAGAGAUCAAACUCUGUUAUACUCAACUUUUCUCCUGGAGAAAUUAAACUUAAAGGAGAAACAGAUGAUGGAAAAACUUCUGUAGAAGAGCUGAGGACUCAGAUUAAUGAAUUGAUGAGUUUAGUAGACGCACUGAAAAAAGAACAUGGGAAAGAACUGGAAAAACUAAAGAAAGAUUUGGAAGAAGAGAAGGUGAUGCGAAGUAAUCUGGAGCUUGAAAUAGAAAAAUUGAAGAAAGCAGUGAUGUCUACAUGAGACAGCAAUGGACUCGAUUUCAUUAACUCACCAGGAAUUCAAAGCUGAACACAAGUAGAACUGAUUUUCUUAUUUCAUAAUAAUGGAUGCUGGUGUUCUACAGUCUUAAAAUAUAUAGUAAAAAAGGAAUAUAGUCUUUUAUUCAGAGAGAUAAAACAAAAUAAUGGUGUAAUUUUUUUGCCAAUAUAAAAGAGGCCUUAUUUCUUACUGUGCUGGAAUUGCAGACCUUUAUUUUUUGGUUUGCUUGAAAAUACUACUGAAUCUGUAUAAAAAGCAGAAGGAAUUCUUAAUAGAUUUUUAUUGAGUACCUGUAGCUUAAUUUUUAAAGAGAUCUAUACUAUAAAUAGGGUGAUCUAUCUUUACAAGUAAUCUGUAACAUAGUCUACUGGAAGGGAUGGAAUAGCCGUAUAGUAAUUUAGUCUCUACUUUCCCCCUACGUGCAAAAGGGAAUAUAUGAUAUUUGUAUAUUUUUACAUUUUGACAGUCUUACCCAGGGUUAUGCUGUUGUGCCUGUCUGCAGUGAGAAUAUUAAUAAUAUGCUGUUUAUAAGUUGAGUAAUGAGAUAGGAAUUCAUUAAUACAAUGAAGCAGGUGAAACACCUAUGCAUUGUAAUAUGAAUGAAUGAUCUAGUCAGAACAGUUUAACAGAACGUUUUGUCACUUGCACUAUUGGAUUAAAAAGGGAUUUGGGAUUGAAUCAUGAAGUUACAAUGGGAUUAAUUUUUAAAAUCACAAAAUGCAAGAAAUAUAGAAACAAGGCUAGAGUCCAUUCUUAACUCAACCUGUUGUGCCUAGAAUAUUACAGCACACAAAGUGAAAAGUGAACUUUAACUCUCAAUUUCUGUGCUUCUGUGUAUCUGAAAUGAAUACUCAGUCUUUUAGUGGUUAAAUUUACAUUUUGAUCUGUUUUUACACGGGUCAGUUUUUGUUAAUAUGACUCCAAAUAAAUCCUUUACGACUCUGAUACUCUGAAGGUCUCAAUAUGUAUAUAUUUAUGCCAUAAACUUUCUCAGUAUGUUGUGUGCCUCUAAAUUUAAUAACAUCUUUCUAUUUUAAUUAUUAAUUGGAACAGGUGCUUGGAUGCCAUUGUGUUGGUAUCCAAGACUGUCACAUAUUCUUUAUGGAAAGCAUUUGAAGUCUUGUGGAUUGCCAUUAUCUUUAACCUCUGAGAUCAACACAGUGCACAAGAAUAAUAUAAAAAUAGCAAAGUGAUGGGAGAAAAAAUUACUUUUAUCGCUGUGUUUAGCUGUUAAAGCGUUACAAAACAUACAGUUUUAGAAAGCCAAUCAAAUGCAUUGCUUCAGUUAGCAGCAGCCUUGCCUCCCUUUGGUCUAGCAAAAGUGUGCCACACAGGUUGACAAGUCCACUAGUGAGAAAAAUAAUUAGGUUUCUAUUCAUGGGAAUAGCCGUAAAUAUAGUAAUUAUUUAGUACGUCACUUAAGCAGGUGACGUGAAAGUGUUAUUCUUCAGAGUAUGCUUUUUCUACAACUGAUGCAUCAUAAAAAGCAAACAUCAAAAAGUCAAUUGGAAGAUGUCUGCCAGUUACUGACUUACAUUUUUAAUAAAAAUUGGAUAAUAAUGCACUGUGCAGGUGUUAUGUUUGCUAGUAACAUCAUAAGCUGGUUCUAUAUUAAUGCUUUUAACUUCUAAUUGCAUAGAUGCAUCACAAAUGAAGACUUCCGUCAGAUCUUUAUAUUGAGGAAUAAAGUGUGGCAGCAGUACUUCUGUCGGUCACUAAACUUUUAGAGCUUUUACCUGAUGAUGAAAAGCAAGAAUUGAGCCUAAUGGAAUAGAAAGUCUUGUUAUACAAGCUAUUCACUGUGACCAGAGCAUAAAACAGGUCUUGUAACGGGUUGCUCUACUGAAAUUGUGUCUGUGCUUACGCUUGUAGCAGAUGAGCAGAACAAGACAAUCAGUUAAAACCACAAAUGAAAGGUGUAAAUUAUUUAAUGGCCUUUUUUCGCUAUAGCAAUAAAUGACCCAAGUGCAAUGACUUCAUUUACCUUUUUUAAAAGUCGCUGCUAUGAAUAUUUUUAGCCAUAACGAAGUUGCUCUGAUACAAGUCUGUCUUUCAGCUAGUGUUAUGGACUGGAGUGGAGGGGAAGAGGGUAAUGAUUUUGAAGACAUUCCACCGUACAAGUUCCUAAAAGCAGUAUGCUUCACUGACUUGUUUACCAAUGCUGUAAAAUGACGCAUGCUAUCCAAACCCAGCAAAUAAAAUAAAUUUAAAAACCUG